CACCUGCCUCUGCCUCCUGAGUGCUGGGAUUAAAGGUGUUUGCCACCACUGCCUGGCAUUUCUUUUUCAGUUACAACUCUUUUUUUCAUAAAAUAUUUUAAUUCUUCAUCUACUGUAGUGAUACUUCAGGACUAUGGUUGUUUGAAGGUAACUUAAAGUAUAGAAAAUGCAGCCACAGAUUAGAGGGUGAGGGAGGGAUAUGUCACUCCUUGGAAAGGAAGCUUCUUGACUCCCCUGCACAUAUGGAAGGCCAGAUCUGGUUCUUGCCACGUUCCCUACAGCUUACAGGCUUCCAGGCCUACAAACUACGUGUGACACAUCUGUAUCAGCUGAAGCAGCACAAUAUUCUGGCAUCAGUUGGUGAGGAUGAAGAGGGUAUUAACCCCCUGGUAAAGAUCUGGAACCUAGAAAAGAGAGAUGGUGGCAAUCCACUCUGCACCCGGAUCUUCCCUGCCAUCCCAGGGACAGAGCCAACUGUUGUGUCUUGUUUGACGGUUCAUGAAAAUCUCAACUUUAUGGCCAUUGGUUUCACAGAUGGCAGUGUUACUCUGAACAAGGGAGACAUCACCCGGGACCGCCAUAGCAAGACCCAGAUUUUACACAAGGGCAACUAUCCAGUCACUGGACUGGCCUUUCGCCAAGCAGGAAAGACCACUCACUUGUUUGUUGUGACAACUGAAAAUGUUCAGUCCUAUAUCGUUUCUGGAAAGGACUACCCCCGUGUGGAGCUGGACACCCAUGGUUGUGGCCUGCGCUGCUCAGCCCUGAGCGACCCUUCUCAGGACCUGCAGUUCAUUGUUGCCGGAGAUGAGUGUGUUUACCUUUAUCAGCCGGAUGAACGUGGGCCCUGCUUUGCCUUUGAGGGUCAUAAGCUCAUCACCCACUGGUUCAGAGGCUACCUUGUCAUUGUCUCCCGAGACCGGAAGGUUUCUCCCAAGUCAGAGUUUACCAACAGGGACUCACAGAGCUCUGACAAGCAAAUUCUCAACAUCUAUGACCUGUGCAACAAGUUCAUAGCCUACAGCGCUGUUUUUGAGGAUGUAGUGGAUGUGCUCGCUGAGUGGGGCUCCCUGUACGUGCUGACGCGGGAUGGGCGGGUCCACGCAUUGCAGGAGAAGGACACACAGACCAAACUGGAGAUGCUGUUUAAGAAGAAUCUAUUUGAGAUGGCAAUUAACUUGGCUAAGAGUCAACAUCUGGACAGUGAUGGGCUAGCUCAAAUUUUCAUGCAGUAUGGAGACCAUCUCUACAGCAAGGGCAACCAUGAUGGGGCUGUGCAGCAGUAUAUCCGAACCAUUGGAAAGUUGGAGCCAUCUUACGUGAUCCGGAAGUUUCUGGAUGCCCAGCGCAUCCACAACUUGACUGCCUACCUGCAGACCCUGCAUCGGCAAUCUCUGGCUAAUGCUGAUCAUACCACCCUGCUUCUGAACUGCUAUACCAAGCUCAAGGACAGCUCAAAGUUGGAGGAAUUCAUCAAGACAAAGAGUGAGAGUGAGGUCCACUUUGAUGUGGAGACGGCCAUCAAGGUCCUCCGGCAGGCUGGCUACUACUCCCAUGCCCUCUAUCUGGCUGAGAACCAUGCACAUCAUGAGUGGUACUUGAAGAUCCAGCUAGAGGACAUUAAGAACUACCAGGAAGCCCUUCAGUAUAUCGGUAAGCUGCCUUUUGAGCAGGCAGAGAGUAACAUGAAGCGCUAUGGCAAGAUCCUCAUGCACCACAUACCGGAGCAGACGACCCAGUUGCUGAAAGGACUUUGUACUGACUACCGGCCCAGUCCAGAAGGCCGAGGUGAUCGGGAGGCUCCAGGCUUCCGGGCCAACUCCGAGGAGUUCAUCCCCAUCUUUGCAAACAACCCGAGAGAGCUGAAAGCUUUCCUGGAGCACAUGAGCGAAGUGCAGCCGGACUCGCCCCAGGGCAUCUACGACACGCUCCUGGAGCUGAGGCUGCAGAACUGGGCCCAUGAGAAGGAGCCACAGGCCAAGGAGAAACUUCACGCAGAGGCCAUCUCCUUGCUGAAGAGUGGCCGAUUCUGUGAUGUGUUUGACAAGGCACUGGUCCUGUGCCAAAUGCAUGACUUCCAGGAUGGGGUCCUUUACCUCUACGAGCAGGGGAAGCUGUUCCAGCAGAUCAUGCAUUACCACAUGCAGCAUGGGCAGUACCGACAGGUAAUUGCCGUGUGCGAGCGCCAUGGGGAGCAGGACCCCUCCCUGUGGGAACAGGCCCUCAGCUACUUCGCCCGCAAGGAGGAAGACUGCAAGGAGUAUGUGGCAGCUGUACUCAAGCAUAUCGAGAACAAGAACCUCAUGCCACCUCUUCUAGUGGUACAGACCCUGGCCCACAACUCCACAGCUACCCUGUCCAUCAUCCGAGACUACCUGGUCCAAAAACUGCAGAAACAGAGCCAGCAGAUUGCACAGGAUGAGCUUCGGGUGAGGCGGUACAGGGAGGAGACCACUCGUAUCCGUCAGGAAAUCCAAGAGCUCAAGUCAAGUCCGAAGAUUUUCCAGAAGACCAAGUGCAGCAUCUGUAACAGCGCCUUGGAGCUGCCCUCAGUCCACUUCCUGUGUGGCCACUCCUUCCACCAGCACUGCUUUGAGAGUUACUCGGAGAGCGAUGCUGACUGCCCUACCUGCCUCCCUGAGAACCGCAAGGUGAUGGACAUGAUCCGGGCCCAGGAGCAGAAACGAGACCUUCAUGAUCAGUUCCAGCACCAGCUCAAAUGCUCCAACGACAGCUUUUCUGUGAUUGCCGACUACUUUGGCCGAGGGGUUUUCAACAAGUUGACUCUCCUGACCGACCCUCCUACAGCCAGACUGACCCCCAGCCUGGAGGCUGGGCUGCAGCGGGACCUGCUGAUGCACUCCAGGAGGGGAACUUAAUUAAGCAGCUCCUGGGAAGGCCUGGAUCUCUUGGGCCCCUAAAGCACAGACAUGACCACAGUUCAGACUCAAGACAGGAUCUGCUUUCCCUUCCUCUCAUCUUGCCAGCCUGCUGUCCUCCUGCUGACCAGCAGUCUAGAUUAUUCCACACCAGUGAAGAAGGGCACCUCAGCAACCUCUCUGUGGACAAUAGCUGCUUUCUUCUCUAGUCAAGGGCACCAGGCUGUGCUUGGGUCCUUGUUCUCAGAGCCUAUAAAUAAAAGAGUAUAAUGA
Messenger RNA from Peromyscus eremicus (cactus mouse), 3152 nucleotides. It is a transcript of the gene Vps11, whose product is annotated as VPS11 core subunit of CORVET and HOPS complexes. Gene Ontology annotation, biological process: endosome organization; vacuole organization; organelle fusion. NCBI's taxonomy places the organism in Eukaryota, Metazoa, Chordata, Mammalia, Rodentia, Cricetidae. The transcript is spliced from 15 exons. Gene Ontology annotation, cellular component: HOPS complex; endosome. Gene Ontology annotation, molecular function: protein binding; protein-macromolecule adaptor activity. The coding region runs from base 243 to 2879 and encodes 878 amino acids. The record is from RefSeq and is a predicted model, not a curated record.